UUGCCAGAUUUAACUUUUGAAACAGGGUUUAACCCUCAUAAUGGGGUUCUUCCUAUGUUUUUGAGUAAGGGCAACGGGGUGAACGCAGUCAAUUGUGGAGUGACACAAAUAUACGAAAGCUUGGAAAGCAAUUAAUGAUUAUUUCAAUUGCAAAAUGCAGUUUUCAUUCAUAAUUUGAAAACAAAUUUGUCAUGAAUAUUCUAUAAACCCGGAAGUGGGGCGGUGCUGCUGUUUUGCAGUGUCGAGUCACCUCUGUCAGGAUGGAGGAAAACGAACUGCUACAAUGCUGAAUAAUAACGAAGGAUCCCGUCAACGGAGCAUCAUAAACCGGGACACUUAGACAAAAGUCGCCGUUUAUCUUCACUGCUGCAUCGUUUCCACUAACGCUUUGCCAAAAUGAUGGAAGAAAUCGACAGGUUCCAAGUACCUCCAGUCAACGGAGAGACACAGCCUUUGGAUCCAGCAGCAUCCUCCACCUCAGAGGCAGAUGCUGACACCAAGGGAGAGACUGUGGCUAUGAACUACAAGCCCUCACCACUGCAAGUCCAAAUAGAGAAACAGAGGGACCUUGCCAGGAAGGGAUCAGUGAAGAAUGGCACUGUGGGCAGUCCUGUCAAUCAACAACCUAAGAAGAAUGCCAGGACAAGGUUGGUGGUACCAAACAAAGGCUACUCCUCCUUGGACCAGAGCCCAGAUGAGAAGCCCCUUGUAGCACUGGACACUGACAGUGACGAUGACUUUGACAUGUCCAGAUACUCGUCAUCAGGAUACUCCUCAGCCGAGCAGAUCAACCAGGACCUGAACAUCCAACUCCUGAAGGAUGGGUACCGGCUUGAUGAGAUCCCGGAUGACGAAGACUUGGAUCUGAUCCCCCCGAAAGCAGUCAACCCCACCUGCAUGUGCUGCCAGGCUGCUCCCUCCACAGCCUGUCAAAUCCAGUAGCACCACCACCCCCCCACCCCUUCAAAAAAAAAAAAAAAAUCUCCUGUCUGCCACCUGCACUGAAGCCAACUUCCUACUAGAGUGGCAGUAAGAAGGAGUUGAAAAACUAUCGGCUGGCACAAAAGGAAAACAAGGGUUUGUAAAUGUUACAGUAAGCGAUGGAAACAGGUCAAGUCUCGAGGAAAGAGUCAAUGUACAGCAUCUUGUGCACGUUCCUCCUAUGGUAGGAUCUGUGCAUCUUACUUCUGCGUUGUUGGUUCAGCGGGGGCUCGACUGAUGGCCUAAACAUUACCUCCAAGGAAAACAUGUUACUUUUGCUUCUCCUUCGCUUGAAUUCCAUCCCAUGGUUGUGGAUAUUUUGGUUUACAAGGACCAUGAAGGAUCGUGCGACAUCGCAGAAGAACAGAACCAACAAAAUGGCAUGACAGGAACUCAACAAAAAUGGUGACAAAGUGUGAUUACUGCUGCAGUACACCAUUCAAGGAGUCUAUUGCUCUACUGCUGGUGUAACACUGAUGGUCAGAUUCAAUGGACAAGAAGCUUAGGAGAUUGGAAGUUUCUUAGUGGCCAUUGUCUUUUGUCUUCUCUCCUUUCUUUCAGCCAGUCUGCUUUGUCUUCCUGUGUAUAUACGUGUCAAACAUGAAAAUGAUGUGUGUGAGUGUGUAUGAGUGUGUGUCUGAAAUUAUGUCCAGGAUAGUAGUGCUAAACCAUCAAGCUGCUGAUAAAACACUAGCACGUACAGUCACGACACUAAGGUAGUCAAUUCCAGAUUUUUUUUUUUGUAAUAUCUGUCUGUUACACCAAGGUUGUACUGCUUAUUGUUUAAUAUUCGGUUAAGAGAAACUGAAAACAAAUUGUUUUGCAUGUUGCCUGUUAACACUGUGUUCUAAUGAUCAGCCUGUGCAGAAAAUUUUUCCAGUUUUUAUUGACCCCUAAACACAUCCUUGUGCUGAUGAGACAUUAUGUGAGGUGUGCUUUAAAAAAAAAACAUAAAAUUAGCAAUAUUUAGGUUCACCUACUGUAAUGUCAGAAGAUGUAGAGAAACAAUUAUUUAGAAAUAGUGGCAGAACAGCUCAUGGGGUAGUGUGUACCUCCUUUGUGUUUGUCCACAUAAGCCCCAGACAUGAGUGGAUCACAAAGGACGUCACUACCAGUGAAUGUGGUUACAGAAUAGUGAAUGAAUAUAAUAUAAAUGGUCGUACCUGGUAUGGAUUCUGAAGAAUGUCAUUAAAGUGAUUCCAUAUUGCCUGGAUGGGAAUGAAAUAGGAUUUUUUUCAUAUCAAGGGAAGUAAAACAUGUUUUCAUUUAAGUUUUUUUAUUAAGUGUAUUUGUUUUGUAUGGUUAUAUAUUUACGCAUACCUAAUUUGGGGCCUGUAUAUGUAGCACCUGACACAGCUGUGUAUUGUCGAGGCUUUAUACUAAUGGAUGUUUUCCAUGAUGUUGACAAGGAAGUAGUUCUUGCUGUUUUAGAAGUACUGAAUUCAUAAGAUUUAUUGGUCAUGUUUACAUCACUCUAAAGACAUCUGUGGAGCUUCACAGACAUCAAUUAUUUUCACACUCAUGCGUGAUGUAUCUGCUCUGACACAAAUGACAGUAGAAGAUCAGUGGUGGGUUUCCCAGAAACACUUAAACAAUUAGAGUUUUUUGAGAGCGAUGAGAGCACAUUUUGACACUUGGAAAAACAAAUUUCUCUUGAUUUAGCUCGUAUGUGUGCACUUUACACUGUGGUGUAAGUUAUUCUCUGUGUAACAUUCAGAUCAUUCUGUUGACUCAAGUACAAAGGGAUUUGUAAUUAGGAUGUGAAGAUAUUUUUGAAAUACAGUGUGCAUAUAUAAUGUAGAAUGUUAUUUUGACGAUCUUUGUAGAUAUAUUGCAGUGUUUUGGGAAACCUUGCAUUCAUUCUUCAACUGUUAUUCUGCUGAUUUUAUUAGUACAUUUACAACGUUUACAUUUUUAUGGAAAUCUAUACAGAAACAACAUGUUUUUGUGAUUCACUGAAUAGGAACAGUGUGUAAUCUAUGACUCCAAAAGGACCCCAUUUCUUAGAGGUUUUUUAUUAUUUGGAAAGGUGCCAGAUCAGCAAGCAUAUGUGCAGUCAAGAGGAGAAGACAUGUUUUUGCUCUCAUUAAAUGAACGAAUUAAUGGUACUGUGUGUAGAGAGUAAACCAAACUAAAAACCUAUUGGGAAAGAGAAAACACAAUGUUAAUUAUAAAUGUCAAACCGUUGUUAGCUAAGUAAACCAUCCAUACAAAUCUGUGAAUCUGUAAGAAAAAAAGCUCCUUUUUCUCAUCACUAAUAUCCAUGAUACAGCCUGAAUGUUUCUAUAGCAUUUGAGUUACAAAAGCACACAAACAUAAAAAAAUCUGCAUUUCUUUUGCAAAUGAGGUGCCAUGUGUGUAGAUGAUAAAAUUAUUUGCAUUAUGUUGAAAAAAGACAUGAGUAGGAGUACAGACGUUUGUGUAAGAUAAAGUGGUCAGGACAGCUGUUUGCUGGGGAGAGAGUUGGACCAGUAGCUGUGUACAGCUAACAUUUACAUUUAGGGACUGACUGUGUGACUGACUAUGGUGCUGGAUUUUUUUUCUCUACCAUAUGCAUCAUUCUAAUAGAUUCACACAGUCAUCUUCUAUUGAGUGUACUACAUCUGGCCAAUGUCGUUUAGCUUCACUAACCUCUUGAGUUAAAAGUCCAAAAGUAAUGCAUUGUAACAAAAGAUAUUUAUUUGCAGUUGUGUGUUUUAACUUAUUUUUCAAGUAUGGGAAAUAAUUCAUAUACAGACAGAUGGUUUUUGUUGGUCAGAUGCUUAUUAUGAUGAUUGUGAAUCGGUCCCAUUUAGAUUUUAACAGUGUUAAAAGUUCUGUGUAUA
This is a messenger RNA of Thunnus maccoyii (southern bluefin tuna), 3806 nucleotides long. RefSeq names its product family with sequence similarity 219 member Aa (gene fam219aa). Lineage: Eukaryota; Metazoa; Chordata; Actinopteri; Scombriformes; Scombridae. The coding region runs from base 397 to 942 and encodes 181 amino acids. The record is from RefSeq and is a predicted model, not a curated record. The transcript is spliced from 7 exons.